Penicillium canariense is the source of this 1173-nucleotide messenger RNA. RefSeq lists its product as uncharacterized. Gene Ontology annotation, molecular function: transmembrane transporter activity. Gene Ontology annotation, biological process: transmembrane transport. The coding region runs from base 1 to 1173 and encodes 390 amino acids. The transcript is spliced from 4 exons. Lineage: Eukaryota; Fungi; Ascomycota; Eurotiomycetes; Eurotiales; Aspergillaceae. The record is from RefSeq and is a predicted model, not a curated record.
AUGGCUGAUCUCUAUGGGAGAGCCCCAUUACUCCACUUCUCAAACAUCUUGUCCACAGUGGCAUCCUUUCUGAGCGCAGUCAGCCCUAAUGUCGGAAUAUUGCUCAUCGGUCGAGUCCUUAUGGGUGUGGCGGGAUGUGUGCCAACGACAAUUGGCGGUAGUGUGGUGGCAGAUCUUAUACCAGCUGAGAAACGUGGGACAUUGAUGAGUUUGUGGGCCUGUGGGCCUUUACUGGGCUCGGUAGUUGGCCCGAUUAUUGGCGGUUAUAUAUCAUUCGAUAUUGGAUGGAGAUGGGCACUUAGAAUGGAGUGUAUUCUGUGUGGGCUAUCGAUACUGGCCGGUUUUAUGAUCUUCCAGGAGACACACGGCCCUACAGUGAUCAGGAAGAUCAAAUCAAACUCUCUAUAUUCUCAAAGGCAUAAUGUUAUGCCCGACAAAACCGGCAGCCAACAAGCUCGCUGGGAGGAUAUACGGAAGGCAAUCGUUCGUUCAGUCAUCCUUCAGACUACCUCGCCGGUCGUGAUCAUUGCAUCCAUUUAUACGUCGACAGCAUUUACCUUUAUGUAUUUUACCAUUACUACCUUCCCCAUCCUCUUCGGGAACGAGUACGGGUUCAACGAAGCCCAAAUUGGCCUCACCUACAUCGGCCAGGGACUCGGGUUCGCGUCGGGGCAACUAGCUGGCCCUGCCUUAGACUGGUAUAUUAAACAACAGCGAGCUAAAAAUGGGCAUAGUCGACCUAAAGACCGCUUACCUGCUAUAGUGCCAGGAUGCCUACUGAUCGCUAUCGGCCUGCUCUGGUAUGGAUGGUCAGCCCAAGCCCGACUUCACUGGGUCAUGCCUAUCAUAGGAUCGGGUCUGUCUGCGGCAGGUAUCACGGUGGUGUUUGCGGGCAUUCAAACAUAUCUGAUUGAUGCCUUCACGGCUUAUGCGGCAAGUGUCAUUGCUGCUAAUGUUACCGUGCGCUCCAUUUUUGGGACCGUGAUGCCUCUCGGUGCUCCGCCAUUAUACGCUCGUUUUGGAUAUGGAUGGGGAAAUAGCAUGCUUGCGUUGAUUGCGUUAGGUUUAAUCCCGGUUGUUGCUAUUCUGUAUCACUAUGAGAAAUUAUGGAAGAUGCUGAACCCAAGGGGUCAACCUAGCUGGACGCAUCCAAAGGAGGUUGUUGAUUGUUGA